Neospora caninum is the source of this 2286-nucleotide messenger RNA. RefSeq names its product SJCHGC02811 protein, related. Gene Ontology annotation, molecular function: cis-regulatory region sequence-specific DNA binding. The transcript is spliced from 8 exons. Gene Ontology annotation, cellular component: nucleus. NCBI's taxonomy places the organism in Eukaryota, Apicomplexa, Conoidasida, Eucoccidiorida, Sarcocystidae. The coding region runs from base 1 to 2286 and encodes 761 amino acids. The record is from RefSeq and is a predicted model, not a curated record.
AUGGACGCAACAGAGGGACUGUCGACGGCGCGCGACGCCUGUGAAGCACGAAGGAAGAAGAGCCUGAAGAAGAAGAAGCCGCGAUUGAUUUUGACGAAGCAUCCGCUUGGACUUCUUCCCUCCGGCAACGCCCUGUUUGUCUCUUCCGGCGCCUCGCGCGUCGUCGAACGCUCUGCCUCACUUGGCUCUCUGGCGGCUCUGGACGACGCGACUCUCCUCGUCUUCCUCUCCACCCUCGCGGAGUUCGCUCCUCUCUCUGCGCUCCUCUCUCUCUCCAGCGCCUCCAAAUAUCUCCUCGCAGCGCUCCUCGAUGAAGAGUUGUGGCAGUCGCUCCUCCUCUCUCGGCUUCAGCCUCCAGGCAGCUGCGCAGAGGCAAGAGGCGCCCUGGGAGCGCAGAACAACGGGGUGUCUCCGAUAGAGACACCAGACGCACCUCUUCCAUCCGCGAACUCGCCGCUCAAGAAGCAGAGCAGCCCGCGCUCUUUACCCGAUUCUUCGCCAGAGUCUUCUACCUGUGCUUCCUCUCCUCUCUCGGCUGCGAGAGAUCAGCGCACCGACGAGAAGGGCGUGGAGACAGUGGAGAAGCGAGGAUGUUGCGGCGAGGCCAGUGCGACUGCUGGCCUCGCCGAGGAACGCGAAGAGCGGCAGAGGAAAGACGCGACCUGCGGCAUUUCAGACUUCACCUGGCGGGGCACGUGGAAACUCACCUACUUGCGUGCAGAGCGCGAGAGAAUCGCGCGCCAAAGAACACCGCGCGCCGCCGGCUCUUUUGAUGCUACCGAUGCUUCCUCGGCCUCCGGUUCGCCCGGGGAGGACCCGCCGGAGAUGAGCUGUCUAGACAGCUCGGAAGCAGGGAACGCCAGAGGAGAAGCGCCUCUCCCCGUUCUCCAGGGCGUCUGCUCGGAUACUUUCUUUCAACGGUGGCUCUGUGCGACAGUCGAUGUCAGCAGCUUGUUUUACCGGAACUACGAUACUCUCGAGAGAGUCCCCGCCUCCGAGUUGAGUGUCGAGGAGUUCGUCGAGCGCUACGAAAAACCCAAUAAACCGGUCGUCAUUACAGACUUGGUGUCAAGGUGGCCUGCGUUCGGGAAGUGGAACGAGAAGUACUUGCGUCGGCAUUUUGGCGACGUGCGUUUCAACGCUGGCGCCGCAUCCAACAUACGCCUGGAGACCUUCUACCAGUACGCUGGCUCCAACUUUGACGAAGCGCCUCUCUUCAUCUUCGAUCCUCGCUUCGCUGAAUCCACUCGAGAUGCCCUGGCUUCUUCUUCUUCUUCUGCCCCGUUGGCUUCCUCGAGGGACGAAAUGGGGCUGAAUCAACUUGACGAUGACUGCGUGCGGUCGCUGGCCGAGGACUACGAAGUCCCUCCGUACUUUGCAGAUUCGCGCGAUCUGUUUGCUUGCCUUGGAAAGCGCAGACCGAAUUUCAGGUGGAUGCUCGUGGGCAACUGCCGGUCCGGUUCCAAGUGGCACGUGGAUCCGAAUCAGACGAGUGCGUGGAAUGCCGUGGUCAAGGGAUGCAAACGCUGGAUUCUUUUGCCUCCGACCGUUUGCCCGCCGGGCGUCUUUCCUUCUCCAGACGGCGGCGAAGUCACACAGCCCGUCUCCCUCGUCGAGUGGCUGAUGAACUACUACUUCGACGCACUCCAUGCGCCAGGCUACCCCUACACCGGAGGCGUCGCCCCCAUCGAGGGCUCUGUUCGUGAGGGCGAGGUGAUUUUCGUUCCCCAAGGUUGGUGGCACUGCGUGCUCAACGAGGAAGACGACACCAUCGCAGUCACGCAAAACUUUGUCUCGCCUGUCACUCUCCAAAAUGUCCGAUCUUUCCUCCACUACAAAAAAGACCAGAUCUCCGGCCUGUGCACACAGGGAAGACACGAGACGUUCGCGAGUGAAUUUGACGCCGCAGUCGGAGCUUGCUACCCCGAACUGCUUCCUGUCGUCUCCUCGCCACCGCCUCCUUGCACUUCUUCUUCUUCUUCUUCUUCUUCUUCUUCUUCUGUCUGUCGUGUGGCAUCAACGGCCAGUCGCGAGGAGAUCCCUGGGAACGAGAAUGGCGAAGGCGGUGGGAGGGAAGAGGGGCGAGACGAAAGGAAGAGAGCGAACGGCGAGAGCAGAGCAGCGACGGAGGGAAAGGGAAGCAGCGAAGGACCAGGGGGACCAGGAACAAAGAGGAAGGACGCGUCGGAGGAGACAGGCGGCUUUUGGGAGAGGCUGAAGAAGAGACGGCGACCGAUGGUAUUGGGUCGAGGGCCCGAUGGGGAGGCCUCGAAGACUCCGGUUUAG